AUGAUACAAGCUUUGCUCGUCGCUCUCGCCGCCGCUGCGGUGGUAACUGCACAAACCUGUGCUCUGCCGUCCAGCUACAAAUGGAACUCCACUGCGGCGCUCGCAGCACCCAAAUCAGGUUGGGCCUCGCUCAAGGAUUUCACCCAUGCACCGUAUAAUGGCCAGCAUCUGGUUUAUGCCACCUAUCACGACACUGGCUCCACGUGGGGCUCGAUGGGCUUCAGCACCUUCAGCGACUGGAGUCAGAUGGGGUCGGCAACUCAAACGCAGAUGACUGCAGGCUCGGCAGUAGCGCCAACUCUCUUCCUCUUUGCCCCCAAAAACAUUUGGAUUCUUGCGCAUCAAUGGGGCUCGGCAACCUUCUCCUACCGUACCUCGACGAAUCCCACAAACGCAAACGGCUGGUCGGGCGACAAUACCCUCUUCACAGGCAAAAUUUCCAGCAGCAGCACUGGCGCAAUCGACCAAACUCUCAUCGGCGAUAGCUCCAACAUGUAUCUCUUCUUCGCGGGCGACAACGGCAGCAUCUACCGUGCCAGCAUGCCUAUUGGCAACUUCCCCGGCAGUUUUGGCUCGUCGUUCACCACCGUCAUGAGCGGCUCAAGUAACGACCUUUUCGAGGGUGUCCAGGUCUACAAGCUGAAAGGCCAAACCAAAUGGCUCAUGCUGGUCGAAUCAAUCGGUGGCAACGGACGCUACUUCCGCUCUUACACAGCGACAAGUCUCGGCGGCUCUUGGACUGCCGAUAAAACAAGCGAAAGCGCUCCAUUUGCCGGAAAGGCAAAUAGCGGCGCUAGCUGGACAAACGAUAUCAGUCACGGCGACCUUGUGCGCGACAAUGCGGACCAAACUAUGGAGGUCGAUCCGUGCCAUCUGCAAUUGUUGUACCAAGGACGCUCUCCAUCGUCUGGAGGCGACUACGGACUUUUGCCGUAUCGUCCCGGUGUUUUAACCCUGACAAAUCCUGGUACUGCUAGCGGUGGAACUGGCGGUGGAACUACAACGAUCACGACUACGACCACGACGGCCAACAACGGAGGUGGAACGGGAUGCACUACCCCCAUUUACGGACAAUGUGGGGGUGAUGGAUUUACGGGAUGCACCGUCUGCGCUGGAAGCACCUGCACCUUUUCAAAUCAAUGGUACUCGCAAUGUCUGUAG
Messenger RNA from Mycena indigotica, 1161 nucleotides. Its product is annotated as Glycoside hydrolase family 62 protein. The coding region runs from base 1 to 1161 and encodes 386 amino acids. The record is from RefSeq and is a predicted model, not a curated record. Lineage: Eukaryota; Fungi; Basidiomycota; Agaricomycetes; Agaricales; Mycenaceae. Gene Ontology annotation, cellular component: extracellular region. Gene Ontology annotation, biological process: L-arabinose metabolic process. The transcript has 3 exons. Gene Ontology annotation, molecular function: alpha-L-arabinofuranosidase activity; cellulose binding.